Molecule: messenger RNA, 4455 nt
Organism: Danio rerio (zebrafish)
Lineage: Eukaryota; Metazoa; Chordata; Actinopteri; Cypriniformes; Danionidae
Gene: ptpro
Product: protein tyrosine phosphatase receptor type O
Cellular component (GO): membrane
Molecular function (GO): protein tyrosine phosphatase activity; hydrolase activity; protein tyrosine/serine/threonine phosphatase activity
Source: RefSeq, marked validated
GCUCCUUGUGUCUCCAUCAUUCACCGAGCCGCCGCAGAGCCGAACCCGCACCGCGGUACCGAGACGGCGGACACCGGGACACUCGGGCGAGUUCGGCUCGGUUCGGAAACCCGAGCGCAGUUCCAUCACUCGCUAUUGUUCGGAUGCGCGACGCCGAGAAUCAAAGAGUGCGAUCGAUUCCCGACCGAUCAUGAGUUCCGCUCGUGCGCGCUUCUUCUUCAUCAUCUUCAUCUUCAUUCAGAGUGCCGCUGGGUUCCGUGUGCAGCUCCAGGAUGGCGUGCGGAUGCUGAUGUCUCUGGAUGAUGGUGACAUUGGGCCGGGUGUGUCUGAGUACGCGGUGCGAGUGUCCGGAGAGCCGCUCACACACACACUGCUGUUCCAGCAAGCGGCCGACGCGCACACACUCCCCGAACCGCUGCUGUUUAACGCCUCGUACCACGGCCUGCUGUACUCCAUCAGCCUGAUGACCGACGGCAGAACACACACCACCCGCAGCAUCAUCACACAGCCGCUUCCUCUAGACAGUGUGGAGAUGUGGGACUAUGCGCCGUCUCCAGAGACCGCUGUGGUGUUUCAGAUUCGCUCUCCAGACAGAAACAUCUUCACCAGAGUCAACAUCAGCUACACGGAGGGACACCAGCGCAGAUACAUGCUCUAUAAAGAUUUCCUCCAUGGUAAAACCGUGUUCAAGCACUGGUUGUCAGGUGUGUGUUACAGCAACAUCACCUUCCAGCUGAUCUCUGAAGCUUCAGUCAACAGGAGCGCUCUGCUGAGCCGCAGCGACAUUACCCAUAAUCCUCAGCAGCAUCGCACCGUCCCGAACCCUCCUCUGAACGUGUCCCUGAAGAUCCUUCAUCUGAGCGGGCGUGGGCCGCCGGGACCCGUCCUAACCGGAGCCAUUCUGAAGAAUUCCCACAAUGCAUCCGUGGUGCGGCGGGAGCGUGACCUGCCAGAGUAUGAAGAGCAGGAGCCGACCAGCGACACACUCAACACCGAGAGCAACCUCACACACACUCAACUGAACCAGUCUGAAUCAGAAAAUGAAUCUGAAUCUGAACCAGUCACAGCUGAACCCACACUGAACAGCAGCACACAGAGUCUGUGGGCGUGGCAGACAGUAAGCCCCGCCCCCACAGAGGAGGAGGAGGAGGGGUUUGUGAAUGCGCUGGUGCCAGAAUACGAGGACUCGAAUGAACCCGGGUCAGCGCUGGGCAUCCCCCUGGAGCCCGCUGUGAUGCCUGCUGUGAUGCCCACGCCGCUGGCACCUGUCCUGCUGCAGCUGCGCUGGUCUCCGCCAGCACCGCACACUGCUUACGACGCCUUCAACAUCUACAUCUACCGCAAUGGAAACUCCACAGAAACUGCGACGGUUGAUGAAAACACACAUGAGUUCUUGGCGGAACUCUCCGAAUCGGGAACAUAUCGCAUUCACGUCACAACACUGAGCUCUGCUGGAGACUGCGAAGCCCGAGAGAGUUCAGCCAACACCGCAUUCACCUUCUACCUCAGUCCGUCCGGUGAGUGGAUGGAGCAACCACAGGAGCGUCCGCAGGCCGUGAGUGUGAAGAUGUUGGACUCCAGCACAGCUGCAGUGUCCUGGGCUCCGUCCACACACACAUACAAUGGCAGUCUGAUCUCGGUGCAGUCGCUCACGUGUCUGCGGCCCAGCAUCAGCCAGCGCAUGGAGCUCAACUACUGCUCCGAGGAGAACAUCACCAGUGACAUCAUCAGCAGCCUGACCCCCGGCGCCCAGUACCGCGUGGUGGUUUACCACACUAAUGGGCCGCUGGUCAGCCCCGCGUCUGAACCAGUCAUCAUCGAUAUAGAGCCGACAGGUGUGCGUGAUCUGGUCGUGUAUCCUCUGAGUCCCAGCGCCGUCAUCCUGAGCUGGCAGAGGCCGUAUAAUGUGGCUUUCCGGAAAUACGUCCUGCAGACCUUCUUCUUCAACUCGGCCACGCAGACGGCGCAAUGGAGCACGUACUACGAGAUCGCCGCCACCGCAUCUGUCAUCGCCUCUGUGAGAGUGACAGAUCUGCUGCCCGCCUGGUUUUACAAUUUCCGUGUGACGAUGGUGACAUGGGGCGAUCCUCCGCUCAGCUGCUGCGACACCUCCACUGUCAGCUUCAUCACAGCUCCCGAAGCGCCGCACAUCUCCUCAGUGGAGUUCUCUCAUGGAUCAGUGUUUGUGCGCUGGACGUACGGAGAUUUGUUCACGGAUCUCACACACUCGCGCAUGCUGCACUGGCAGGUGGUGGCGGAGGGCAAGAAGAGCGCCAGGAGACGAUUCUCCGUAGACGUAACCCGCAGUGUGAUGAAGGCGUCUCUGGCCCUCCCAGCGGGUGACAUCUAUAACCUGACGGUGACGGCCUGCACCGAGCGCAGCUGCAACACAUCUGCACCACACAUCAUGAAGCUGGACCCGGCUCCUCCGCGCUCUCUGUACGCGGUGAACGCUAGCGACACAUCCGUCACGCUAAUCUGGGCGGAGGAGGGCGUGGUGGACCACUACCUGAUCACCUGCAGAGCCCUGGGAGCCCACGCAGAGCAGAAGAAGGUGCGUGAGCCAUUGGUGACCUCGGCUCAUGUUCUGACCGUGUCGGGUCUGCAGGCGUCCACAACCUACAACUGCAGUGUGAGGAGCAGCAGCUACAGCAGCUCCAGUGACCCAGUGCACAUCACCGUCAGCACUACACGCAGGAGUCUCUUUGCGUUCCUCACGCUUCUGCCAUCCUGCCUUUGGACUGACUAUCUUUUGGCCUUUUAUAUUAAUCCGUGGAGCAAAACGGCACUUAAGAAGAGGAAACUGACCAGUCCGGUACAGCUCAGUGAUUUCGAGGCCUACCUCAAAGACAUGGGCAAAGACUCAGCCUACAAGUUCUCCCUGCAGUUCGAGGAGCUGAAGAGUGUAGGUCUGGAUUUGUCCCAUGAAGCCGCUGAUCUGCCCAUCAACAGACCCAAGAACCGCUACACCAACAUCCUGCCCUAUGACUUCAGUCGAGUGAAGCUGAUCUCUCUGCACAAUGAUGAAGGCUCUGAUUACAUCAAUGCUAACUAUAUUCCCGGCUAUAACUCUCCACGCGAGUACAUCGCCACGCAGGGCCCACUGCCCGACACCAGGAACGACUUCUGGAAGAUGGUGCUGCAGCAGAAAGUGCACAUCAUCGUGAUGCUAACACAGUGCAACGAGCGCCGCAGGGUGAAGUGUGACCACUACUGGCCGUUCAGUGAUGAGCCGGUGGCGUAUGGAGAGAUCAGUGUGGAGAUGCUGGCGGAGACAGACUCGCCCGAGUGGACCAUCAGGAGCUUCAGACUCGCAUACGCUGAUGAGACUCAGGACGUCCUGCACUUUAACUACACCUCGUGGCCGGAUCACGGAGUGCCGACGGUGAACGCCAUCGAGAGCAUCCUACAGUUCGUGCAGAUCGUCCGGCAGCAGGUCAACAGGAGCAAAGGACCCAUCGUAGUGCACUGCAGUGCUGGCGUGGGCCGCACCGGCACCUUCAUCUCUCUGGACCGGCUGAUGCAGCACAUUCAGGAGCACGAGUAUGUGGACGUGCUGGGGCUGGUGUCCGACAUGCGCUCGCACCGACUGUCCAUGGUGCAGACUGAGGAGCAGUACGUGUUCAUCCAUCAGUGUGUUCUGCUGAUGUGGAAGAAGAAGAAGCAGCAGUCACACACCAGUGACGUCAUCUACGAGAACGUCAGCAAGUCCUAAUGAGUUGUCAUCAGUGUUGAACACACACACACUCGUGCUGGUCUCAGCGGAGCGGCUGUGUCUCAUUUACUCCUCAUUCAAGCUCUAUUAGUGGACAGAAGUGAUCCGAUGCCUUAACGAAGCUGCCUCGUUCUGCAGUGUAUGUGUAUGUGUGUGUGUGUGUGAGCGCAGGAGCUGCGCCGGAGCUCCGCCAGCAUCUGCUCUGUAGUGUGUGUGUGUGUGUGUGUGAAUCUCAGGAUCAUCAGGACUGCGCUCGCUGUAGGCCGCUGUGAAGUGUGUGUCGUGAGUUGAGACUGUACUAGUGUUAGUGUUGACGUCUUCAAAGGAGCUUCGGUGUAAUGGAGCGCACGCACAAGUGUGUGUGUGUGUGUAUAUGCUCCAUCACUGCCACACACACACACGAGGGAGUCCUGCACUGCUCAUCUGUGUAUCUGCACCGCUGUGAAUGUUUCUGUGUGUGCGUGAGUGUGAGUGUGUGUGUGUGUGUGUGUGUGUGUGUGUGUGUGUGUGUGUGUGUGUGUGUGUGCGUGAGUGUGUGUGGACUGUGCUGCUCCUCAGCCCGCUGCAGUCUCUCCACUCGUCCUCCUGCUGAGCGUCUCAAGACUGAAGGUCGACCCGUCUGUCUUUGGUGCCAUUCUCUGUGUACUGUGUGAGUUCUAGUAGCCGAGCAAUCCACACCGCCAUCACAGUUCUCAUCUGUGUUUGUUUGGAGACAAUAAAUGUGUCAAUUUGUAUUCUUA